Coregonus sp. 'balchen' is the source of this 5836-nucleotide messenger RNA. The record is from the annotation of a GenBank genome assembly. NCBI's taxonomy places the organism in Eukaryota, Metazoa, Chordata, Actinopteri, Salmoniformes, Salmonidae.
AUGGCGGUGCAGAUAUCUAAGAAGAGGAAGGUUUGUGAAGAUUUAUCUUUACUUUUAGAGAUUUGACUUCACAUAAAUCGAAAACAUCCUUAUAGUUAAGCAGUUUGUUACUGCGGUAACAUGUCCUGUGAGUAGAUGUAAGAUUUUCUGUAGUUUUUUUAAAAAGCUACGGCUGGUGACCUAGCAUGCUAGGCAGCACGCGCACAUGAUCCCAUACUGUAGUGUGCUGAAAUAUAUUCCUCAUUGACCAGUGUAGUUGUCUAAAGAUGUUAACUAACUAAUUACUUUGCUAACCCACCGGUACCUACCUUAUCCGCAUCUUCAAAAUGUCACUAAAUCCCUCAAUUUACAGGGUAUUAUCCUGGCCAUGAAAGUUUAGUUUGUACAAUAUUACAGCAGAUUUCCAUAAAACAUCAACAUGCCCUGUGAGGCCAGAUAAUAGGUGCGUUGGGAAAAUAAGUUACUUCCGGAUAGAUGGGGUUCUCUCGUUUGGACCAGGAGAGUUAAACUGUAUUUUUUAAUAUGAUCGAAGUGUACAUGUAGCAUUCCAAUCUUUACUUUGGUUAGACAGGAUACAGUAUCCUUGGUAUGUCUAAUGAUUGAUGUAAUGAGUAGCCAGGAUGCUGUCUUUCAAACUUUGUCCCUGCUAAGUUACCUGCUGAUGACCUCACUCACCCUCCUCCUGUCUUCAUAUUUUUACAGUUUGUCGCUGAUGGCAUCUUCAAAGCUGAACUGAACGAGUUCCUCACCAGAGAGCUCGCUGAGGAUGGCUACUCUGGUGUGGAGGUUCGUGUCACCCCAACCAGGACUGAAAUCAUCAUCCUGGCUACCAGGUGAGUCCAAAAACCUGGAUAUCAAAACCAGAGGAUUUGUGGCAGACUGGCACAUUCUACUCCAAAAUCAAAGUUUGUCAGAUGUUUUGACCUCAAAAGUAGUCUGUCAAGAUGAAUGUCCUGCUAUAUGCCUGAACAGUAUGAAAAAUGUAUGCACUCACUAACUGUAAGUCGCUCUGGAUAAGAGCGUCUGCUAAAUGACUAAAAUGUAAAAACACCAAAUGAAUAAAAAAAAAGCUUAGCACUGCAAAUCUGUAAAUUACAUGGUGCAUAUCUGGUCCCUUUAUUUUGGGUUGUGGCUUAUAGCUGUAUCUGUGGGGGGGAAUUAGUGAGUGCGUGCUGAUUGCCGUUCAUGGUGAAUGAAAUAAUGUUCCCUAUAUUUUCAAUGCAUUUUCUGCAAUGGGUGGGAACGUGGACUUUUCUCCACAUAUGACCACAUGAGGUUUGAAUAUCUGACAAAUUUAGAUUUUUAGAAAGUUGUCUCUGAUAACGGACACUACUGCUGAGAGAGAGCCAGUGAGUUGACUCAAACUGGUGAGGUGCGAACAGACCAUAUACUCUUUCUCCAGGACACAGAACGUGCUUGGUGAGAAGGGGCGUCGUAUCCGUGAGCUGACUGCAGUGGUCCAGAAGAGGUUUGGCUUCCCAGAGGGCAGUGUUGAGGUAAGGAAUGCUUGGUUUCAGACGCCAAGGCCACCCAUUGUCAUGUUAUGGCCAUGAUAGGUCGCUACAUUUUUGUUUUCAUUGCUUCAGAAACAUGUGGGAGAGGACCAUAUUAUAUUUGAGGGGUGGUGGGUGACUAUAAAGUUACUAUUUGCUUGUGGCUCAUUCCUUGUCAAAUACUACCAGAAAUUCUACCAUUGUCGUCUCGUCCCCUAAACACUGUUUCUGCUCUGUGAAAAGUUUGCAACAUACUGUGUUUUUCUUGCCAUCAGCUGUAUGCUGAGAAGGUUGCCACUCGUGGUCUGUGCGCCAUCGCCCAGGCCGAGUCUCUGCGCUACAAGCUUCUUGGGGGUCUGGCUGUCCGCAGGUGAGGAUCUUUGCCCUGUUUUUUUCUAAUGCGAACUAUGGCAAGUACUUGAUUAAAGGUUUGUAUUCAACAAGUACUGUACAGGGUUUUUUUCUGUUUCAAAAGGAUUAAAAUAAAUAAACAAUGAUUCCAAGGGCUGAUUUUCUUCUUUUAUAGCCGCUUUAAAGCUAUUUUCCUGCAAUUCUACACAUGUUGCCAUGGAGCUGAGAGAAGUCCUGCAAUUCUAUGCAUUUUGCUAUGGCUAAUGCUGUGUAUUUUUGCUCAAACAUAAUUAACUAAAUCAAUACUGCUAAAUUCAUGGUUUUUGGAAUGUUCAAUUCUCCCUGACUGUCUAGUUUUUAUUUUGUUGAUUGUUAGUUCUAAAAUAUUAUAUUUUUUAGGCAUUUGACUUUACACUGAAAGCGUUUUUCAUCCCGGGGAGUUUUGUUAUUUUUUUACUCUGCUCAAAAUGUGUACCUGCAACUAUAAUGGCCCUCGCAAGGAUUUCAAUGGCAAAAAAUCCCUGCUCUAAUUUUUUUGAAAUGCAACUAUUUAGCAGGUAAAAUGUAUAAGCACUGACAACAUUUCAAACUCUUAAGAUGUGUUUGUGGAGUAUGUCAAGUGCUGUGAAAAUGUAAAGUUUUGUUUUCAGUUGUGUACUGUAAACCUUUUGCCUUCAGCCAUGUUUCAUCUUUUAAAAGACUAAUGCAUAAUUUUCAUGAGUACUUGAAUGGACAUUCCUGUCAAACCUUUAAUGAAAAGAUAGUGAAGUGAGGCAGUGGUGCUUGUGACUUAAGUUAUUAUUUUAGGUGUUAGUUGAAACUGGAAGAUCCCAGUGUUAGAGCGCAAUCUCAUUGUGAAAGUCAAUAUUUGACACGCUACUCUAAAGGGUGGGAUGAAUGGAGUUUAGGAGAUCAAGACUACAAUUAUCUGUUGUAUAUCGUUGUCAUAUUUUUCAUGGCACUGUCUGGCAGAGUUGAAGUCCCGGGACUUGUAAGAAUAUAUGGUGUUUUUAAUUCUGCUUGUUUUGGUGUUGCAGAGCCUGCUAUGGUGUCCUGCGCUUCAUCAUGGAGAGCGGGUCCAAGGGUUGCGAGGUGGUGGUCUCUGGAAAGCUCAGGGGCCAGAGGGCCAAAUCCAUGAAGUUCGUGGAUGGCCUCAUGAUCCACAGUGGGGACCCCGUUAACUACUACGUCGACACCGCUGUCCGCCAUGUGCUGCUCCGUCAAGGUGAGGUCACCCUGGGGUUUUAUGCCUGAUUCACACUAUAGGCCCAAGCUGUCUGGACUGGCCUCUUUACGCAUCCACCAUGGUUGUUAGAACUGUGCUGGAAUGGAUAAUGUGGCUAUAUCACAAUGAUCUCUUAUUCAUCCCAAAGUGUGCACUUGUUCACUUACUUCCCUUAACUGAUUUGAAAGGAAAUGACUGGUAUAAGACAUAUGGUGGAAACUCCCACUAGCCCAUGCUUCUACCAAUUCAAUGUUUUUAGAUUUGUGGGAAGUAGGGAAUGAAUGCACAGUUCAAGAGAAGGGCGAUAUUAUUGGGAUGCACACAGUGAGAAGAAAUGAUCCGAGCUAGCUCCAUAUGGUUCGGAUCGGCCCUAUAGUGUGGAUCGGGCGUUAGAUGGGCCAGGUCAAGACUAGUGUUGCACAGUAUACCGGUACCACAGUAAUAUCACUGUACCAAAACGUCAUGAUACUUAUGAUACCAACAUUUUAGAAUACUGUAGUAUCGUUUCAUAUGAUACUACCACAUUUUUCAGCCCUCCUGAUCUAAAGAACCUGCUGGCACCAGUUAUAAAAAUUUUAUGAAGUCAGUUUUGUUUCUAAAUUCAGUUGAGUUUAAGCAACAGCCACUAGUCUCUUGUAUGCGCAUGUCUAAUAAUAUCCACUUCACUUUCAUGCACAUAUCACGUGUGGCAGCUGUAAUCAGCCAGCUGCAUCCUCUACCAGCCCUCACGCACCUGCUUCUCUCUGUCCGCUCUUCAUGAUCAUCUAUUCCUCCAUCAGUUUUUAAAAUAUAAUUCAGCCUUGAUGGCGAAUGGGGAUGCAGACCCUGAUGAGUAUUGUUAGAUUUGUUCAAUUGGAACAGUGCGCCGAGCGAGCAAUGUUGACACAUUGUAUAAAUUCAUCACCUGUUAUAACCAAGAGCACAGGCCAGUCUGAGUAGAUUUUACAAGUUCACUGUCAUGCAGCCUCUGAGUCCCAGAGAGGGCAAAGAAAACGUUCAGUCAGUUUACCUAGCUAGCUAACAACCUGGUAACUUGACAGUGUCUAGGCAAGUGUCAUUAACACAGGAAGAAAAGAAAAGGGUCUGAUACUCAUGAGAUGCGCUUCAAAGGUAGAUUUCAUAUAGGCCUAAUGUAAGCCUAAACUAUAUCAAAAAUCAAUUUCUUUCUGGUGCUCCUUACAUUCUGUUUGGUGCCUAAUGUUUUAUAAGUUGUGAGCAAUGUGCGUGUGUUUGUGCGAGAGUGGUGUGUGUGAGGAAGGGCGGGAGAGUGUGUCUGUUAACUGAAGAGUAAAUAAUGUUUCAUGCAGUGUUUUUCCCCUUACUGCCACAAUGACAUGCAGAUUAUGCAUGUAUAUUCCUUCCUUCCAUCACUCCAACCAAAUCACGGGUAGGCCUUUGCAAAUAUGAGCAAAUCAGCCAUUCUAUGCAGUAUUCUAUUUUACACUGAACAGUUAAGUUAAAUUCAAUGUGUUUUAUUGAAUAGAAGUGAAUUUGUGACAGGUUUUUGCGCAGCACAUACGUAGACAGUUUAGGAAAAAACGCAGGGUUCGCACAACGCGCUUGAGGUGCUUAAAGUACUUGAAUUUGGAACUCUGAACUUCAAGUACUGGAAUACCUUAAAUCAGACAUUUUCUCAAGUUGGAACUUCAAAAGUACUUGCAUUAAAAUGAGAGGAGAACAGAUAAUAACCAAACAUUGUGACCAUUGGUGAAUCGACCCUGAAGAGCCACAUGAAGGGGGAAAGACAACGCUGCAUCCUGCGCUGGCGCAAGUUCUACAUUGUAACUUUUUCUCUGCAACGGCCUCCUGAGCUUUUUUGCCAAUAGCCUCAUUCAUGGGGUGGCCGCAGUAAUCCGCUUUAUCAAGCAGCAGCCGUGCGCCUGGCGUUCUGGUGGCCGUUCACAUGCUCCCUCACACAGCCCACCCGCCCUUCUCCCGACCAGCGACACUAAAGCUGCAGUCGGAAGCAAGACUUUUUUUUUGUUGUAGCUAUUAAGUAGUAGAUGCCCAAUAAAAACAGUAAUUAAGCUGGAAUUGUGUAGUAAUGCGAAUAGGAAAUGUGUGUUCACCAGUAGGCAUGUCUCUCAACUCUGCUAAUCACUACUCAAAUUACAAAAUCAUCAGUACUGACAUCCCACUCAUGUAUGUAGUAAAUAAGUAGGGAAACAACAUAUUAUUUAGUAGAACUUGUAAGGUAGUGAUGAAUACUGUAUUUUUUUUUUUUAGGUUGUGGCAAUAUACUGCCAUCUGGUGGCAACUGGAAACAAUUGCAUAAUGUUAACUAACAAAUUGAUGGUCCAUGAAAAUAGAUAUUAGUACUAGUAUGAAAAAGUAUUUCAGUUUGACUUGCCACUGUCUAUACGAACUCAGGAACAGGAACAAGCGUCUCGGGGACAGGGCUAACAGGACGCUAGGCCACUGAUUUCCCCCCCAUGGUAUCGUUAGUAAAAGGUUGAUAUAGUGACAACACUAAUCAAGACGACUUGUCUUAUGCAACAGGACCAGAAAUGAGAAGUGAUGAAAUGGUGACAAAUACUUGAGGUGCAAUCUGUUCUGCCUGUCCAAAGGUGUGCUGGGGAUCAAGGUGAAGAUCAUGCUGCCCUGGGAUCCCAGCGGUAAGAUCGGCCCCAAGAAGCCUCUCCCUGACCACGUGAGCAUUGUGGAGCCCAAGGACGAGCAGGUCCCCUCUACCCCCAUCUCAGAGCAGAAGGGAGCCAAGCCGGAGGCCGCUGCCGUCGCACCUGCGACACCCGUCCCCACAGCAUAA